GGCAGUAGUAGUAUCAUUCGCCAUUUUAAAGUUGUGUUGUCGAUUUCUCCUUCGUGUCGUUUAGAAAAUUUAAUUAGUUUUAUUCAAGUACAUUAACAGACAUUUAGUAAUAAUUAUAACCUUUAACAGUUUAUACUGAUUACUCUAUUAAAAUGAAUCACGAAAAAAUUUAGAUAUUUUUGGAGUUGUUUUUAUAUUUAAAAGAUCCUCGACACAUCAUGUGAUUGUAAUUUUUGCUUAUAAUUGUAAAGAAAUCAUGUUUUUUCCAAUCGGUUGGCCCAGGGUUUUGAACCCUACAGAACCUGAAGAAAUAAAUGCAAUAGUGUGCAAUAGGGAUAAAAUUUUAUUUGCUCUUUUAACAAAAGAUACUCUCGAAAUAUGGUAUUGCAAGCCAUGUGUGCCAAUUGUUUUCAACAGACGGACCAAAGAUUCUUUAAGGAAAUAUGGAGAUAACAUCUUGGUUCAAUGGAAACCAGAUUCUACUAUGCUAACGAUAGCAACUUCUGAUAGUUAUUUAUUAUUUUAUCGAAUAAUGGAGAGCGGAAAUGAUAAUCGAGGUUUAUAUGAGCUAAAAGAUUCUCCGGUAACAAGUUUAAAACGUGACAGUGCUGAGCUUUUCAUCAAAGAAGUCAUUCCUUCAUUAGUAAUAACAUUUGUAAUGCCUGUAUGGAUAGACGGAGGAAUAAGUUCAUUAGUUUGUAUAAGAGAUGAACUGAUGGUAGCUACAAGAACACGUCAUAUAAUGAGACAACGAUGGGAAGGAACUGUAAAUCGUGAUUAUUCUUUAGAUCUUCAAAGAAUACCAUUUAGUAUUGAUCAACAAAUUUCAACCGUUGCAGUGCCAAUAACAGAAAAUAAUGUUUAUGUAACAGAUAUUGAAUAUUCACCACUAGUUGGAGGCUUUGCUGUUGUUUUAAGCAACGGAAAAGCUGCCUUUUUGACAGCUCAGUCAUUGAAAUUUGAUCCAAAUCAAGUACAAGGUAUUUGGGCAAGGUAUUUAGAUGAUGCUACAUGUGCUGCUGUAAAUCACAAAUACAGAUUAAUUGCAUUUGGUCGAGAGAAUGCUGAAGGUGUUGUAUAUUAUGUUGAUGAGUCAACAGGCGGUUUGGAAGUGUCUCAUACAUUAAGUUUAUCAUCCAAAGAUUAUCCUGGGAAACCAGGACGGGUGAAAUGUUUAAGAUGGACUCCUGACAGUUGUGCAAUAGCUUUAGCGUGGGAUACUGGAGGUUUAGCUAUUUGGAGUACGUUUGGAGCACUUUUAUUGUGUACUCUUAAAUGGGAUUAUGGAUUACAUGUAGAUCUUACACGAGAUAAUCCUUUGCACAUUCUCACAAUGGAAUGGUCUGCUGAAGGCUAUCAAUUGUGGAUGCUACGAGAAUCUCCAAACCUUCCUUUACACAACGAAGAAAAUGGAAAUGAGCUUUCUAAAAAUGAACGUUCUUUAAUUCAAUUAGAUUUUGUAAAGAGUCCUCUUACUGUCAAUCCUUGCAUGGGCCAUCAUGGACACUUAUAUCUUCAAGGGGAAGACCGUCUGUACCUGAAUCUAGGUGGUAUUACGGCCGAUGUACCAGGAUAUCAUUUAACAAAUGAAAUUCCAAAUGACAACACCAUAUCACAAACCAUCGCUGGAUCGAAACAAUGGCUUGUUGUUCCCAUCCCUAGCAGUUACAGUGGCUCUAAUUGGCCAAUUAGAUAUACUGCAAUAGAUAAUGAAGGACAAAGCAUCGCUGUGGCUGGUAGAACUGGGCUAGCACAUUAUUCUUUAUUAACAAGAAAGUGGAAACUUUUUGGUAAUGAAACUCAGGAGAGGGACUUUAUUGUCACUGGUGGCCUCUUGUGGCAUCGAGGAUUCGUCAUUGCUAGUAGUUAUUCAAUUUUAGAAGACAAAGAUGAAAUUAGAAUAUAUCCUAAAGACACCCGAUUAGACAAUAAUUAUGUCAGGACUGUUCGAAUGCCAUCACAAGUUCUUCUGCUCAAUACCAUGAAAGAAAGGUUGCUAACUUUUUGUGCAAAUGCUCAAGUCAGUAUUUUUGAUAUGAAGUUGGAAGGUAUUGAAGGCUCUGGAAGUCUUGAACUUACUAGAACUCAGAUUGUUGAUAUCAGUGGACUUUGUGUACAUCCUGCUUGUGUUGUUAGUGCUACUUUAACAACAAUUAGAGCUGAAACUGCGGGAAGUCAUCCACAUCCUGAAAGUCUACUGCUUAAUGUAUCUGGAAGACUUUUGAUGGUACAAAGAGAACAUUGUACUGAUAAUCCAGAUCUUUUAUUCACCUGUGGAGCGCCUAAUGUUCUUGCAUCUUGCGUGGAAAACGUAUGGGUACCUUGGAGAUCUCGAAGAGAUAAGCCACAUCUAACUGAAGCUCUUUGGCUUUUUUGUGGUGCCCAUGGAAUGCGAGUAUGGUUACCGUUAUUUCCACGAAAUCAUCAAGAAAGUGCUCAUACAUUUAUGAGUAAAAGAAUAAUGUUACCAUUCCAUCUAAAAAUUUAUCCUCUAGCAAUUUUAUUUGAAGACGCAAUCAUUCUUGGAGCUGAAAAUGAUACUAUCUUAUACACGUCUGAUGCAAACUCGCCGUUUUCACUGCCUUUUAGUCUACUUGAAUUAACAAGUCAAGUAUAUCUUCAUCAAAUACUACGGCAGCUCAUUCACAGAAAUCUUGGCUACCAUGCUUGGGAAAUAGCUAGAUCGUGUGUUUCUCUUCCGUACUUUUCACAUUCCCUAGAAUUAUUACUUCACGAAGUUCUUGAGGAAGAGGCGACCAGUAAAGAACCUCUUCCAGAUGCUCAACUUCCAAGUGUCGUUGAAUUUAUCCGUGAAUUUCCUGGAGUCUGGGCUCGAGCGGUAGUCCAGUGUGCAAGAAAAACUGAAAUUGCUUUGUGGCCUUAUCUUUUUUCUGUUGCUGGAUCGCCGAAAAAACUUCUUCAAGACUGUUUGAAACGACAGCAAUUAGAUACAGCAGCUAGUUACUUAAUUAUCUUACAAAAUUUGGAACCAUCUGCAGUGAGUCGGCAGCAUGCAACACUUUUGCUUGAUGCCGCAUUGGAACAAGGUCGUUGGGAAUUAUCACGAGAUCUAGUUCGCUUUUUACGAGCUAUAGAUCCAAAUGAUGUUGAAUCUCCAAGAACUUCGUGGGGUGGAACUGGAAAAUUAGCUGGACCUCCAUCAACACCAUCAGUUUCUCCUGAAGAAGAUCUCUCCUUAGUAUUAGGGACCAUGCAAGUGUCUCGAAGUCGAAGUUAUAGUACUACAGUGACUCCCAAAGUUCAACAUGAUAAUACAGUCAAAGAUCCACCUUCUUCGAUGUUAGAAAAAACGAGAAACGCAGUGAUGAGACGAAAAAAAUCCGUUCCUAGUGUUAAAACUGAAAGAAGUGAUAAUAAAGAAGCAUCAGCGGAGGAAUUUUUCAUUGAUGUAAUUCUUCAGAGACAUGCUAGACGUUUAUUGACGGCUAGAAGAUUAGCAGACUUGGGUCACUUUGCUGCUAAAUUAGAUUUUCACUUAGUUACUUGGUUGGGAAGAGAACGGGAACGAGCUGCAAGAAUUGAUGACUUUGCUGUGGCUUUGAAAGCAGUACAUGAAGAUUUUUGUUUCCCCUACCCAACAGUAUCACUUUCUCAUCUUCAAAAAUUAAGAAGAGACAGUCAUAUGUCUUUGAGGUCGCCUUUAGAAUUAUCAAAAUCAAUAAGUCUAGAAUCUCCUGAAAAUGAACCUCAAUCUUUAAUGGUUCUAAACUCGAAUAUCAAUACAGAUUUACCUCCAGACAGUGGAUACACGAGUUUACCAAGCACCAGACCACUUUAUGCAAGUAUAGUGUCUCCAGUGGCAAGUUUAGAAACUCAGUUUCCUGUAGCUGAAGCUAAAUUGACUUCAAGAAUACUUCAAGAAACGACAAGUGUUACAAGUGAUGCCAGUACUAAUUGGCGUGACGAUGUUGAGUCAAUUGUCGGAACUUGUUGGAUUGCUGAUCAUCUAGAACCACCUGAGGUUCAUUCGACGACUAUUUCCGGGCCAAGUAGUCGAGCAGAAGUACAAUUAAGGUAUCUUCUCCAGCUGUUCUUAGAAGCUGGUUGUCUUGGAUGGGCUGCAGUUUUAACAACUAUACUUAGAGACGCUUCAGUGAUGGCAAGAAUUGUUAGAGCAGCACACGCUCCUAUGCAAACGUUAGACUCUGUUAUUAAUCUUCGUGAUGGAAUUCUAACUCUAACUAAAUGGUCUCAUUCAGAAUGUCUUGGAUACCGAGCUUUUGUAUCUGGUAUUCAAAAUCAAACGUCCUCACUCAAUCGGUUGAUUGUUGUGAAACAACAACUGCAACAACAGAAUCAACACGAACCAGAAACACCAGAUACUCCGUCUCCAAGUCCAGCUCCUUCAUUCGGAAACAACCAACGUGGAAAUAUUUCACGGUCGAGACGAUCAUCAGCCAGCCAUGCAUCUACAACCGCUACUUUGGAUGAAGAAAGAAUAAACGAUUCUUUCUCCGGUCACGACGAGUCCAAUUUUCGCGGUAGUUUAGGUAAUAUAAAUAGUUCAAAUGACUCAGCGCAACAGAGCUGUGUAAUUUCGUAAAAAUAUUGUUAUUCCUACAUUUUUAGUAGUAAUUUGACAAUGGUGAGAUUUUUAUACUGACUCAGGGUCUACUUUACCAUUGCUCAAUUUAUUAUCAAGUUCAUGGACAAUACCUUUCCAUAGGACUAGAUAACAAUAAACUGUCUGAUUAAAUGAUUUAAAUUAUCUUUUUUAAACAAAAUAAUCAUCUCUGAAGUCUUCAAAUGGAAUUAAUAUUUUUCUCUAUUGUAGAUGGUAGAUAGUAUCAAUUUAUUGCAAUCACUGAGAGUCAUUCAAUAACUGGAUUAAUUCUGAUAGCAAUUUUAAUCACAAUUUUAUACAAAAUAAAUUAAUUUUAAUUUCUUAGUGAUACUGAAUGUAAUAAUUUUCUAUUGAAAAAUAUGGGAAAGGUACUCAUAAUAAAUGCAAUUAGAAAUCGAAUACAGGUAACUAUUUUUUCUUGAUAUAGAAUAUAAAAUUAUAAAAUCUAAUUUAAUAUAUAAAUGAACUGAUAUUGAA
This is a messenger RNA of Chelonus insularis, 5062 nucleotides long. RefSeq names its product Guanine nucleotide exchange factor subunit Rich (gene Rich). Gene Ontology annotation, molecular function: protein binding. The record is from RefSeq and is a predicted model, not a curated record. Gene Ontology annotation, cellular component: cytosol; Ric1-Rgp1 guanyl-nucleotide exchange factor complex; Golgi membrane. Lineage: Eukaryota; Metazoa; Arthropoda; Insecta; Hymenoptera; Braconidae. Gene Ontology annotation, biological process: intracellular protein transport; retrograde transport, endosome to Golgi. Bases 257 to 4564 code for a protein of 1435 amino acids. The transcript has 8 exons.